GUAUGUUAAAUACAGUAUUAUUUUCUAACCAUAUAUUCAAAUGAAAUACUGUUUCGUUUUCAUCAAUCAAUUCAUUGUUAAAGACAUUUAAUUUAUUUAUUCAUUCAAUUGUUUCAUUCAUUUCAUUACUAAACGAAACUAAAGCAACAUUUAAUUUCAACCCAAACCACAAUUGACUUCUCAUAACAUUUGGUGAUUUGAUUUGAGACUUAAUUUAGUGAAGAAUCGAUUGAUUUGUUGUGCAAAUUGUUGUCAUAAUUGAGGACUGAAUCAAUCAAUUGAUAUAUCGAUGGCUUUCAAUAAAUUAGAGAAAGAGAAACAGAAAUUGGUUUCAGAGAAAUGUCAGUCCAUUUUGGUUACACUUCUUCGCGAUGAGGACAACAAGUAUUGUGUCGAUUGUGACGCCAAAGGACCAAGGUGGGCCUCUUGGAAUUUAGGCAUCUUCUUAUGCAUCCGAUGCGCGGGUAUCCACCGUAACCUCGGUGUCCACAUAUCACGGGUAAAGUCUGUCAAUCUGGACGCCUGGACUCCCGAACAGAUCGCUUGCAUUCAAAACAUGGGAAACUCAAAGGCCAGAGCCGUAUACGAGGCCAACCUUCCCGACAACUUUCGGCGCCCGCAGACCGACUCAUCUCUCGAAGCCUUCGUUAGAGCUAAAUAUGAACAGAAGAAAUACAUCGCUAAAGAAUGGGUGGAACCGCCGCCCCCUAAACCAGCCUUUGAUAUCGAAGAGGAAUUACGCAAAGAAAAAGAGAAAAAACGCAACAAAAAUAAGAGUUUUCAAAGCAGUGGAACUGUUGGUGACAUUCAGGCCAACCCUCUGCCCCGACCCUCAAACUCAAACUCAACUCUUGUUACGACUGCUAUAAACGCCGAGAAAAUCGUACAAAAGACUGAAAACGGGAAAACUAGUGACGAUCUCUUAGGUCUUGAUAUGAAUAGCACAGCAAACGCGAGACCAGAUGACGACUCUUUUGGUCUAUUCGUUAGUUCUCUUCCCUCUAAAGAAACUAAUUGUGAGAUUAAAGCAGAAUCUAAGGCUACAUCAAACGAAGAAUCGGAUUUCUUUAACCAAAAAGCGCCCACCGAUGACAAGAAGGUUAUGUCUAAAGAAUCCAUUUUAUCACUUUAUGGAAGCGCUCCCCCGCCUUCUUUGCCGCCAACUCAACAGCCAAUUGGUUCGCAGAGCACACAAUUCAAUGGUUUAAACUCAUCGCUAUUUAUGGGACAAUUUGGGCCUAACUCUCAACCCAUGGCAUCGCAAACACCGAACCCAAUGUUUGUGUCACAAAACACUGGCAUCGAUCCAUUGCAGGCACCGAUGGGUCAGACAUCGAAUUUAAUGAGUCAAUCUAACUUUCCCUUAACGACAAACCCUUUUCUCGCUAACACUUCAAAGGGCUCUAACUUUGGUCAGCAAACUGUCCAACAGUUACCACAACAUAUGGCAACUCUUCAAUUGAAUCCAAUGCCUGCGUCCAAUCCUAACACAAAUCCGAUCCCAAACAACAAUUGGUUUCAAAUGGGGCCGCAGAGCACUGGUCUGCCAGUGCCUCAACCCGGAGGCAUCAAUCCAUUCAUGACAGGCGCUCCGAUUCCUGCCGGCGUUCCCUUUGGUAAUAACUUUGGAAGCGCUGGUUUAAACUCAGGCUCAAUGUUUCCUCAAACAGAUAACAGCGGCUCUCAAUGGGCUUUCAAUGGCAACCAAACUCUUAACCAAUCUUCAGGAGUGACCGCUUCUACCAAUUUGUGGCAAUAACUCGACAUUUGUUUGCAAUUCAUUGUUAAUGGAUAUUAUCUUUUAGUUUAUUAUAAAGCGCCCGAAAUAUUGAAUUAAUAUAAUAUUUAUUUUAAAUUAAUGUUUAAAUUUUGAGGACUAAUUUUGAAUGAAAUAGUCAUAAAAAGCCAUAACUCAAUGUAUUGUACGCGAAAUGUACUGCAAAUCGCUUUUAUACAAUGAAAAGUGUUUUUGUUUUGUUGAUAAUUGUUCACCAAUUGUGUCGACACUUGC
Molecule: messenger RNA, 2011 nt
Organism: Medioppia subpectinata
Lineage: Eukaryota; Metazoa; Arthropoda; Arachnida; Sarcoptiformes; Oppiidae
Source: the annotation of a GenBank genome assembly